Molecule: messenger RNA, 859 nt
Organism: Polyodon spathula (Mississippi paddlefish)
Lineage: Eukaryota; Metazoa; Chordata; Actinopteri; Acipenseriformes; Polyodontidae
Gene: frg1
Product: FSHD region gene 1
Exons: 9
Coding region: 39-806 (255 amino acids)
Cellular component (GO): nucleolus; catalytic step 2 spliceosome; striated muscle dense body
Molecular function (GO): actin filament binding
Source: RefSeq, a predicted model, not a curated record
GUAAAUGUUUUGUUAUACGGUUAUUUGAGUUUUGCAAGAUGUCGGAGUAUUCGCAUGUGAAAACAAGCAAACUUGUGCUAAAAGGAUCAAAAGACAAAAGGAAGAAAAAGAAGCAUAAAGAAAAGAGAAAGCGAGACAAUGAAGCAGAAAAAUUGGAUAUCGUAGGUGGUUGGUGGGUCAUAAAAAAAUUUGGCGACAUCACAGGAACUGUGGCUGUAGAGAUGAACAGUAAUGCCUAUGUCCAUGCCUUGGAUACCGGACUGUUUACUCUUGGCGCACCACAUGGAGAUGAUGAAGGCCCUGAUCCUCCAGAACAGUUCACUGCCAUUAAAUUAUCAGAUACCAGAAUUGCACUGAAGUCUGGCUAUGGCAAGUACCUUGGUAUAAAUUCAGAUGGACUUGUGGUUGGACGCUCAGAUGCAAUUGGAUCCAGAGAGCAGUGGGAACCUGUUUUUCAGGAUGGUAAAAUUGCUUUGAUGGCUGCAAAUAGUUGCUUUGUUUCGUAUAAUGAGGAUGGUGAUAUAGUUGCUAAAAAGAAGGCUGCAGGAGAUGAGGAAAUGAUAAAGAUCCGCUCUUGUGCUGAAAGGGAAGCCAAGACAAAAGAGGGCAUUCCAGAUGAAGACCUAGGAAAUGUCAAGAACUGUGAAAUCAAUUAUGUAAAGAAGUUUCAGAGUUUUCAGGAUCGCAAACUACGAGUAAACGAAGGGGCCAGUGCAUCACUAAAGAAGGCAAGGAUGGAAGGACAUUUUCAUGAGACAUUAUUAGACAGGAGAGCCAAGAUGAAAGCAGACCGCUACUGCAAAUGAAAAAAAGAAAUCAAUAUUUUUUUUAUUUCUAACCACCAAACCACAGAUUUGGU